AUGCAAAAGAGUACAAAUACAAAGUCUUCACGACGCUCCCAGCCGGCUUCAACAAAUUCGGGUGUGUUUCAUUUUGGGGAGGAAUGGAGCGAGGCUCUAGAUACUGCCCAGCCCUUACCAAUCCCGGAAACGACGCGUUCUCAAUUCGGUGCAGUAUCAGAACAGAGCAGUAGUACUUUUAUGUUCAAUACGGGGAUGGGCCAUGCUCAACCCACCUUCAACUUUGCGAGCUAUUCAGGGCCUUCUUGGACGUAUGCUCAACCUAAAUCGGAGAGCUCUUCGUCAAAUGAUAUCCUUGUGUCAACAAGGGAAAGAGGCAAAGUUCACGGGCCUAGCCAACAUUAUGAUACGGUCAAGCCUUUCCCCCAGCCCGAAGAUCAAGCCAGUGUACCUGAGCCACAUGCUAAAAGCAAUGCUACUUCGUACGAUGUCCGCAGCGAGUCACCCCCCUCACACCCUUUCUUUGGCGAAUUGUUUCAGUCUCAAAUACGGGCAGGAAAGAUCAUCUCUCAACAAAUAACGGAGCUAUUUGAAGAUUCUAGUUUCUGGUCUGAGCACUCGUCAGUUACAAAGCUCGUUGACGACGCAAGGCGACUUUCCGCUUUCCAUGUCCGUGAUACAAGAACCAUAGCCGUAAUGGGGGACUCUGGAGAAGGGAAAAGCAGCCUGAUUAACUCACUUCUGCACUGCCCUGGUAUAGCCAAGACCGGCGACGUUGGCUCGGCUUGUACUUCAGUUGUGACCGAAUAUAGGCUUAAGGAACCUCAGCAUAUGGCUCCUAUUACGCUCGAAGUCGAGUAUAUGUCCAAAUACGAGAUGGAAGAGGUUUUAUCGGAACUCUUGUGGAGUUAUCGUCUGCUUUACUUGCCAAAUGUGCAGUCUAACAAGACGUCUACAAAAGUUUAUGAACGAUACACCAGGGAGUCCGCCCAAGCUUGGUCGGCCUUAGAAGCCGCCUUCAAGCACAAAAGCGAAUUCAACGAAAGCUUCCUUCUCGAUAUGUCAGAUGGAGCCAUAGAUAGGAUCGAAUCACAGCUCAUCACAUGGUCUCGAGAGAUUGAAUGGCCUGCCGGAGGUGCGAACGGCAUUUGGAGAUCUACCGCAGUUACGCCUAGAGAAUGUUGUGAGAAAACCGACAUUUUUAUGAGCAAUAGGUAUUGGCCGUUUACCAAAAUUAUCCGGGUUUAUCUUGAGUCACGAGUUCUCGAGACAGGACUGGUCCUUGCAGACUUGCCAGGCUUGAAAUAUAUGAACUUGGCCAGGAUUCGGUCAACGCAGGACUACCUAAUGAAGUGUAGCAAUAUCUUCGUCGUGACAAAAAUCUCCCGCGCUGUCACCGACCAGUCUCUCAAGUCAUCACUAUACUCGAUUCUUCCUCACCGAGCACGGGAGGGAUCGGCAGCGAAGAGCUUGAGUAUUGCCAUUGAUAUUAACGAGGAAUCUGCCAGGUAUGAGUUUGGUAGGAUCAAGAAAGGAAUUGAAUGCUCUAUUCUUGAAAGGCUUGACAAGGAUAUCGAAAAGGCCAAGGCCCAUGGAAACAAAGAGCUCAAAAAAGAAUUGAAGGGGAGUCGAGAGCUUCUGUUCAUAGAAGCACGCAACAACCACGUCAAGGACGGCCUCCAAGCCGCAUAUUCUUCCAAGGUCCCUGGAAGCAAAUUGGAUUUCUUCUUCGUCUCGAAUAAAAUGUACGAAAAGUACUCGAAGAAAGAGAACAACCAGUUCACCGAGGCAAGUGGCAUCCCAGGCUUGCGCAAAUUCUGUCUACAGAUCACAGCCGACGCGCAGCUUCGGGAGGCAAAAGACUUCCUCCAGUCCUCUCUUUUCAAUCUGGUCACUUCAUUUGAAGUUUGUCUGAACAGUCUAGCCUCUUCAUCAAAUGACAAUGUGGCUCUAAUAAAGUCGAAAAAGUUAGCACAUGAUGCCAUCUCUGCAACGGAGAGGCUUUCAAGCGCUGCAGUCACGAAUGUCCAAACAGAUUUUAUGGCCUGUUUUGAUGAUCAAAUAAUGAAACUGUCAGACAAUAGACACGCAGAAUGGAUGUUCGCUGCAGAGAAUGAACUAUCGAAAUGGGAAACUUGGCAUUGGUCCCAAUUCAACGCAUGGUGUUUACAUGAUGGCAACCAUGAGACCGAUGGACGUGGGCGUGAAGACUGGAAUGCCAAGAUUAUCUGGAAGAUGCGUAGCGAGCUCGAAUAUCAGUGGGAGUUGCUCGAGCAGGAGAGAUCUGAAGUCUUCAGCACCCUUUUAGGGACAGUAAGCACUCUCUUGGUCUCACUCAAGGGCACUAUCCAAAACCUUGCUCCAGUCAGAGUCCAGACCUUGCUGGCGGACGUAAUCUAUUCGCAUAUUCGAGGUCUUGAGUAUACGCUCAGGCUUUCGGAGGAAAACUUUGAUCGGGAAAUAGGUCUUGUCCGCCGCUCUGCUUCCGAAACAAACUCUACUUCAAUCAUCCUCAACGAGAUGAUUCCGGCUUAUCGCGUGGCUAGUUAUCAAGGAACCACGGGCGAAGGCGCAGCCCUUCGCCAGAAAGCAGUGAUCAACAAUCGUAUUACUGACGGCGUAUUAUUUCCAAACAUGGUCAAUACGAUUUCAACUCGAGUCAGCCACGUCGUCGACAAAAUUGUAAAAGAUCUAGAAGGCCAUAUCGGAUGCAUGAUGGAAGCCAUCAAGAAGGAUAUUCAUCCUGUCUUUGCAUCGACGGCGAAUUCUAGUAUUCUCCAAUGCCCAAUUCAUCAAACGCUGAUGAAGGUCAAAGAUCUACGAAGGCAAGCUGAAGCAAUUCAUUCCAAGGUAGACGGAAUGUGA
Clonostachys byssicola is the source of this 2805-nucleotide messenger RNA. The record is from the annotation of a GenBank genome assembly. Lineage: Eukaryota; Fungi; Ascomycota; Sordariomycetes; Hypocreales; Bionectriaceae.